AUGAAGACCCGAACGGUAAUAAUGUAUAUGGAGAUAGGCUGCUUUGUAGUGUGUGUCUGUGGAUGGAUCCUCGUCUGUUCUACGAUGCCGACUGAGUACUGGACCUACUCUGAAGUGGAAAGCAUUGUCCUCACCACUUCAAACUACUUCUCCAACCUGUGGAAAGACUGCAUUUCAGAUUCCACCGGGGUGUCCGACUGCAAGGGGUUUCCUUCAAUGCUUGCCUUGCAAAUGUACAUUCAUCUGUGUCGAUCUCUCAUCAUCAUUUCCAUAAUCCUGGGCUUUUUUGGAGCUAUCCUGGCUUUAGUGGGGAUGAAAUGCACCAAGAUCGGAGGAUCAGAGAUUGCAAAUGCAAGAGUGACAUUUGCUGCUGGCCUAAACUACUUUGUAUCAGGUUUUUGUGCAAUGUUUGCCUUCAGCUGGUAUGGAAACAAAGUUGUGUCAGAAUUCCAGGAUCCUAACUACAAAGCACAGAAGUUUGAACUUGGAGCAGCGCUGUUUGUAGGCUGGGGAGGCUCUACCUUACUCAUUGUUGGUGGUCUGAUCUACAGUAUCUUUGCUGGAAGAGAAGGCUGCCAAUCUAGGUAUUAUUCUGUGUAA
Messenger RNA from Chanos chanos (milkfish), 600 nucleotides. RefSeq names its product claudin-10-like. The record is from RefSeq and is a predicted model, not a curated record. NCBI's taxonomy places the organism in Eukaryota, Metazoa, Chordata, Actinopteri, Gonorynchiformes, Chanidae. Bases 1 to 600 code for a protein of 199 amino acids. Gene Ontology annotation, molecular function: structural molecule activity. The transcript has 4 exons. Gene Ontology annotation, cellular component: membrane; bicellular tight junction.